GUACAUACACGGCAAGAAGUCUGAAGAACCCUCCACACUCUAUAUCAAUAUACUCGCAGGAAGCAGCAUGAGCACCGUGGCGAUCAGCAAGUUGCCGCCGGUGCUCGUCCAGCCAUUAGAACCGGUCACGGUGACCGGUGACAUCAAUCUAUCGUCUUACGACAAGCAUCUUGUUUCCAGGCCUGCCACGGCGUUCUUCGUGUUUGAGCGUCCACUACACGAGCCCGUGGAGACCAUUAAAAGGGGACUGUCGCGAGCUCUUCUCGACUACUACCCUAUCGCCGGCCGGCUGGCCGCUGGAGCCACCGCCGGCGAAGUCAUCAUCAAAUGCACCGGCGAGGGCGUGUCAUUCGUCGCGGCGUCCGCCAGCUGCGCCAUCAAGGACGUCAUGGGUCUGACCGAUCCGUCGCUGAAACAGGAGCUCGGCGUGUUCUACGACGGUUCGUGCAGAUACUCGGAUCCAUUGGUGCUGAUGCAGGUGACCGUCUUCUCCUGCGGCGGGUUCGUCCUGUGUGUAACCUGGAACCACUCCGUCGCCGAUGGCGUCGGGAUGGGCCAGUUCAUGCAGGCGGUCGGCGAGCUCUCUCGCGGCAUGCCGUCCCCGUCCGUCGUCCCGGUCAGGCAGCCCGAUUCGCUCAUCUUGGGGCCGCCUCCGGUUUUCACAAAGAUUAUGCAGCUCCUGGGUAGCCUUCAGCCUACUCAACUGGCCUUGCUUGACAUCACAAUCCAAUCAAGCUUGAUACGGCGCAUCAAAGAUAAAUACUCGUCGAUAAACUCCGGCCAGCCGUGCACCGUGUUCGAGGCGGUGGCCGCGGUUCUGUGGCGGUGCCGGGCCCGUGCAAUCUCCUCCGACCCGGAGGCGCUCACCGUGCUCUUCUUCCCUACCAAUGCGCGCACGUACGCGGGGGCAGAAGAGGGAUACUACGGCAACUGUCUCGUGUGGCGGCUGGCCACGGCGACAACCCGCGCGGUGGCGAACGGCGAUGUCAUGGAUCUAGUCAAGAUGAUCCACGGCGCCAAGGAUCGGGUGCCCGACCAGUCGGACAUGGAGGAGCUGCUGCAUUUGCCGCAUUGGUACAACCUUCUUCGCAUCACGUCCUGGCGAAACAUUGAGUUUCAGACACCUGAUUUUGGCGCGGGGACACCGACCAGAGUGAUGGCACACUCGCCGCCGCAGAGAGACCUGCCCAAAUGUACGGCGUGUAUCCCGUGCAUUGACGAGUACAACGUGUUGUCCACCUGCGUGAUGGAGGAACACGCCAGCGCCUUCCUCCACGAAUUAGCAGAUAUGCACCUCAAUUACAUUUAGUGCAUAUGUACAAUUAAAGUUUGCAAAAUUAAACCUAGAAAUUUCGAUCGGUGCUUAUUUCUGUAGGAGAGAUGUCUACUUAGACAUUCUAAACAUUGUGCAUAGAAAACCGAUUUAUUUCACAUCUUUAAUAAUUUAAAGCAUCUCUAACAGAUCGCUUAUAAUCAGUUAGAGAAUUAAAAUUUCGGUUUUACUCCUUUAACCACACGAUCUCUUACAACGGUAAGAGGAGUAAAAAAAAUAUUGACAUGUCUGCGCUCCCUAAAAAAUAUCCAACUUGGACAUCGAUGAGCAAAAGUCCCUCUCCUCUACCUGCCUCCAAUUUCGUCCAUGCACCCCUUCCCACCUUCAAUCCUUCCCCGAUCUUGAUUGGCGUCGGUCCUGCUCGGGUCGUAGUGCAAGGGAUCAGUUAGAGACACUCUUACAUCCAGCACUAUGAUGCUGAAUUUAUUUUUGAGGUGUAUUUGU
Molecule: messenger RNA, 1777 nt
Organism: Lolium perenne
Lineage: Eukaryota; Viridiplantae; Streptophyta; Magnoliopsida; Poales; Poaceae
Product: acyl transferase 15-like
Source: RefSeq, a predicted model, not a curated record